This is a messenger RNA of Metarhizium robertsii ARSEF 23, 447 nucleotides long. RefSeq lists its product as uncharacterized. The transcript has a single exon. Bases 1 to 447 code for a protein of 148 amino acids. NCBI's taxonomy places the organism in Eukaryota, Fungi, Ascomycota, Sordariomycetes, Hypocreales, Clavicipitaceae. The record is from RefSeq and is a predicted model, not a curated record.
AUGAAGUCGAGCUUUGUUGCCGUUGCUCUCUCCCUCUUUGCCGGCGCUGCCCUUGCGUCUCCGGCUGAUGCCUCGACGGCCAUGCUGGACGACCGCCAGAUGAAGGCGAUCCAUAUUCUUCACAGCAACAAGGCGGCCCUCGGCCUCACCAGGGAGGAGACGGAGAAGUUUGACAAGUUCAUGACGAGCAUGCGCAAGCGCACUCCCCAGGGGCUCUUGGGGGCUCUGGGGGCUCUGGGGAAUCUGGGAGACCUGGGCAGCAAGAAGGAGCCCAAGAACCCCGAGAGCAGCGCCGCCCCCGCGGUGCCCAGUCCGACUCCGGCCGAAGCGGACUCGGAGGAGAACCCCGUGCCAACCCCGACCGCGGCCGCAGCCCCGAGUGAGACUCCCGCACCCCCCAAGAAAGGCGGCAUCUUGGGUGGCACUGUUCUUGCCGGCCUUGUGUAA